This is a messenger RNA of Oncorhynchus gorbuscha (pink salmon), 6115 nucleotides long. RefSeq names its product polycomb group RING finger protein 5-B-like. The record is from RefSeq and is a predicted model, not a curated record. The transcript has 9 exons. The coding region runs from base 371 to 1084 and encodes 237 amino acids. Gene Ontology annotation, biological process: regulation of transcription by RNA polymerase II. Gene Ontology annotation, cellular component: PRC1 complex. Lineage: Eukaryota; Metazoa; Chordata; Actinopteri; Salmoniformes; Salmonidae.
CGCUCUCUCCUAUCAUCUAGCCUAUAUUCUGAAACCAGUUCCGUAUUCAGCGCUACUUUAAUGUAACGUCGGUGCGCACACCAUACGGCGUGUAGGUUGUAUAAUUAUCGGAUAAGAUCACACCAUCUCGACCAUGGAGCCUUGAACUGGAAGACACCCACAGCACCACAGAGAUGAAAACGCAGCACACUUGAUAUCUCCCUGGAGGGGAAACCUGAAUUAAGAUGAAGCGACUGAAGGGGAAAACCCAACAGUGUGGAUCAUUGCAGAAAGUCCUGUGAACACUGACCUCCAGCCCCCAUCCUCUCAUCAUUCCUUUCCCCCAAAUACACAACACUCCCAUUCAUCACCACUCCUGCUCUGGUCCAAGAUGACCUCACCGAGAAAGCACCUGGUCAAGGAUUUCAACCACUUUAUCACAUGCUACGUGUGCAAAGGAUACCUGAUCAAGCCCACCACGGUGACAGAGUGCCUGCACACCUUUUGUAAAAGUUGCAUCGUCCAACACUUUGAAGACAGCAACGACUGCCCCAAAUGUGGCAUCCAAGUCCAUGAAACCAACCCUCGAGAGAUGUUAAGGUUGGACAACACUUUAGAGGAAAUCAUUUUCAAACUCGUUCCUGGGCUAAGAGAAAAAGAACAACAGCAGGAGAUCGAGUUCUGGAGGAGUCGAAAGUGGAAGGAGAAUGGAGAAGAAGACGGCCCCCGAUCGAAGAGAUCCAGGCUGGAUGACGACGAUGAUGGUGGUGGUGGUGGGGAUGGAGACUACCACAGGAGUGACCCGCAGAUAGCCAUCUGUCUUGGCUGCUGUUGCGUAGACAGUCUGGUGGGAGAGAGCGUUGUUAAGGGUUUAAUGAAGAAAUUUAUACGCUGCUCGACUCGAGUGACAGUCGGAACAAUCAAGAAGUUUCUCAGCUUGAAGUUAAAGCUUCCAAGUUCUUAUGAGCUAGACGUCCUAUGCAACGGGGAGAUCAUGGGAAAAGACCACACCAUGGAGUUCAUCUACAUGACGCGGUGGAGACUUCGCGGUGAAACCGCCUACCCAAUGGUACUAGAAUAUCGGCCACGGAUAGACUUUGGUUGACGGAGAGAGACGUGGGACUACUCCUGCACUAACAGCCCAUUGACAGACUACACAAUGAAUGGAUGUGCCUGGCACAAGAGACAAGGACCACGUCUUCCUAUCAUCUGCAUGCAGUAGUUCGUUAUUGCCUCUAAUCUCAUUCUGUUCUUGUAUGAUAUCUUCCAGUUUCACAGAUAUCUUCCAGUUUCACAGAUAUCUUCCAGUUUCACAGAUAUCUUCCGGUUUCACAGAUAUCUUCCAGUUUCACAGAUAUCUUCCAGUUUCACAGAUAUCUUCCGGUUUCACAGAUAUCUUCCAGUUUCACAGAUAUCUUUCAGUUUCACAGAUAUCUUUCAGUUUCACAGAUAUCUUUCAGUUUCACAGAUAUCUUUCAGUUUCACAGAUAUCUUUCAGUUUCACAGAUAUCUUUCAGUUUCACAGAUAUCUUCCAGUUUCACAGAUAUCUUCCAGUUUCACAGAUAUCUUCCGGUUUCACAGAUAUCUUCCAGUUUCACAGAUAUCUUCCGGUUUCACAGAUAUCUUCCGGUUUCACAGAUAUCUUUCUAAAGCGCAACAAGGGUUUAAGAACAUGCCUGCAUAUCAUGGUGUAUUAAUGCUUGGAAACGUACCAAAAUGUAAUUGACUGAAGUGUGAAGACCUGCCACAUCACUCGAAAGUGUUCAGAAUAAUACAAAGUGAAAUGACUAGUAAUCCACUGUUACGCAACACAAGAAAGAUAUUCCAAGACAAAGUUGUACACUGGCAAACGGCCCAUAAUAUUUUCCCCUAUCUCCUAUCUAUGCUGGAUUUAGUGUCUUACAUGACCUCUCCCCUUCUGUUUUUAAUCAUUAAAGGGGCAACCAGCAGUUGCCACAUCCAUUUUUGGCCAUAUACAUGAACCAUAUAUACCCAUUGAUUCUUGAAGAAUUGAACUUAUAAAUGCCUCGCGAGCUUAGUUCAACUGUCGUGCCCAAUCUGAACCCAAAAUAUAAGCUUGUUUUACUCCAAUGUAAAUGUAAACAAACUGUAUAUAUCCUCAAAACAUGGUUAAAACUAUAAUUGUAAUAUCAUGGAAGGUCAGUUCUUGCAUCCAUAGCUCUGUCUAUAAAUUUGAGUGGUUGCAUUUCUCCAGCCCCAUCCUUAGCCUUGACUGAAAUGGGGACGGGGGAAUAGGCUUUGUUAUUGUUUCUACUAAUGAGUGCCGCUUUAACUAUGGUAGUGCCUUUCCCCACGUGUCUCUCUUUCAGUGGAGUGCGAAAUCCAAACCGCUCUUCAUAUCAAAUUCCUUGUUUUUUUAACCUUUUAUUUAACUAGGCAAGUCAGUUAUGAACAAAUUCUUAUUUUCAAUGACUGCCUAGGAACAGUGGGUUAACUGCCUGUUCAGGGGCAGAACGACAGAUUUGUACCUUGUCAGCUCGGGGGUUUGAACUUGCAACCUGAAUGGGGCUACCCUGCCGCCCCAUUCAGCCUAGCGGAGUCAAAAAGCCCCAUGUUAUAGCUUAUGGGUCAUUCUACAGAAAAUGUGCAAAUCGGGGGCUGAAUUUUUGUAAGAAUUUGUAUCCUAUUUUUUUUUUUCUCCCCAAACUUGUCUUCCAACAUAUGUCAGGUAGACAUGCUGUAUAAGCUACUUGUACACUUUGUAUUGCAUAUUUGACCUGUAUUCCUUACCACCCUACUAAAUAUGUAACUAUGGAAACAUAGUGAACAAGUUGCGGUAAAGGGAGAACCGUGCACAGUAGUGAUCAUUUUGAUUUACAGAUUUAAUUUGCAUAACAAAAUAGUAAAAACAUAAAUAUAAUCUUGUUUGUUCUCUGUGAAAUGUUGAUUGAUUGAAUUACUUCUGCAUCUAAUUUAAUUGUGUUUUUAGUUGUUUAAAUGAUCACUUUACCUAGCUUUAUUUUGGCAAAAUACCAGGCGUUUCUGUGUCAAGUGUCAAUCAUAGAGAUCCAUGGAGCAAACACACUAGGUGGCUAUAACCCUGAAUUUGUGUGGUUUUGAGUUCAUGAGCCCUUUUAAUAAAUUGUAAGAAACUCAAGUAGGAUGAAUUUGAGUAUAGUAGAGCACAGUACAUUAUAGUAUAACACAGUAUAGUAGGGUACAGUAUAGCACAUUAAAGGUGUCUACGUUUUGGCCAAAUGUCAGUGUUUUGGCUCUUGGAGGGUUGGAGCCCUCCUCCUGGCCAUGCAUCUUAAUACUUGACACUUUUUCCUGAAGUGUGCACUUGUCCACUACCCACAUGGUGGACCUCUCUUUCUCAGUUGGUAGAACAUGAUGCAUAAAACCUUCACUUGGAGAUAGCACCAGUGAGGCUGUCACAGAUACCAUAAUGGCACAGAUACAAAGAUGAGAACUCUAUAUAUCUGUAUGGUGUCAAUUAUUUCGGUCGUAACCGUUUUGGUUUGGACAAUUUUGACACAUUUUGGACUUUAAAGAAUCGCCAUAGCUAACAUAUAGCUGGCUAUCUUUCAUUUGGGCAGAUGUACAUCGCAAAACCGUGCUUUACAUAGUAAUUGAUUAUACUAGAUGUUCGGCAGUGACACUGCUUAAAAAUACACGCAGACUUGCUCACCAUGUGGUCAUGCUGGAGAGGGGUGGGCUAAGACACUGCAUUUCAAUACAAGAGGCGUCACUGCAGUAACUGGUUCGAAUCCAGGCUGCAUCACAUCCGGCCGUAAUUGGGAAUCCCGUAGGGCGGUGCACAAUUGGCCCAGCGUCGUUAGGGUUUGGCCGUCAUUGUAAACAAUAAUUUGUUCUUAACUGACUUGCCUAGUUAAAUAAAGGUUCAUGUAAAAAUAAUCCCAUCACCUGGUGAUAUUUGUAAGGGUAUGGUUUAAGGCACAUUCAUUCUACAGUCUUUAAAUGUGUGUGUUUCAGUAGUGCCAUCAACAGGAGGGACAGCAUUUAUUUGAAAAAGAAAUGUUAAAUUAAACAAAACUACUAAUUAGAUCAGUAUCUUUCAAUGUAAUAAUAUAACUCAAGAUGUUCUAUUCAAAUUGUAGCAUAAAAAAAUGUGCUUUAUUUUCAAACAUGGAGUUUAGGAGUCAGGGUUUGGGACAACACAUCUUAAUAGAAAUAGCUGUAUAAACAAUGACUGUACUAAAUUGUUUAGCCUUCGAUUGAAUUAGAAAAUAUCAUGAUGUAAAUAAAUGUCCUAGGUUUGGAGACUUAACUGUUUAAAAAAUAUAUUUUGAGGGAUGGGACUUCAAUUUGCACCACUUCUGUAGAAUCGCCCAUAUACAAGUACAAGGAAGCUAUGGCUGCCUACCAUAUCCCUAUCUAAAAAUGAGUUAUAUUCUUCCUUUCAAUGCCAUUUUGAUGUUAUUACCACAUAUAAUGCAAUAUGAGUACUGUAAGACUAGAUUUUCUGGAAGAAGGUUAGAAAAAGCGGAGUAUCGCCAACACUGUCUGAAAUGUGUAGCUGUCUGUUUGUGCACUAUGUAAAACAUAUUGGGCAUUAUGGUUCACUUGUACAUAGUGGAGAUUUGUUUAGACUGUUUACUACUAUACUGGAAGUCCUACUGGAUGGCUUAACAUUAAUGUAUUAUCACUGCCCUAUAAAAACUGUCCAGGCUGGCGUGAUAGGGUCCCGCCAUAACCCUCACCAUUUGUUUCUGAUGAUGGAUCAUUAGACAAAUGUUUUAAAGGCUUUUUCCCCUUCACAUACCAUUUAUCUUUUUCUCACUCUCCUCGAAACACCAAAGAAGAAAAGCAGACAUAGCAGUGGUUGUAUUUUAUCUGUUCAAGUUUGACAGAGAUAUUAUAAUCCUAACGUAGACAAAUGUUUGGGGGGACAACUGAAUGCAUUAAACCGAGAUGUACAUAGACAAAUGUUGAGGGUACUGAAGUCAUCUUGGUAGGAAACUAAAUGUGGAGUGCAAUUUGCCAAUGUAUUGGGUCUUUGCAUACAGUAGAUCUCUGUUUGUAUUGGGUCUUUGCACACAGUAGAUCUCUGUAUUGGGUCUUUGCACACAGUAGAUCUCUUUGUAUUGGGUCUUUGCAUACAGUAGAUCUCUGUUUGUAUUGGGUCUUUGCAUACAGUAGAUCUCUGUUUGUAUUGGGUCUUUGCAUACAGUAGAGCUCUGUUUGUAUUGGGUCUUUGCACACAGUAGAUCUCUGUUUGUAUUGGGUCUUUGCAUACAGUAGAUCUCUGUUUGUAUUGGGUCUUUGCACACAGUAGAUCUCUGUUUGUAUUGGGUCUUUGCACACAGUAGAUAGAUCUCUGUUUGUAUUGGGUCUUUGCACACAGUAGAUCUCUGUUUGUAUUGGGUCUUUGCACACAGUAGAUCUCUGUUUGUAUUGGGUCUUUGCAUACAGUAGAUCUCUGACAAUAAUAUGUUUAUGUUCAUUUGCAGUUAUGUGAGAGAACCACUCAAUGGACAGAUUGGACACAUUUCUGGCAGCCCCUAAAAGUACAAGUCUUUACAAAUUUCCACAAGUAAAAGUUGUAGUUGAAGCCUACACUCUUAGAAAAUAGGGCUCCAAAAGGGUUCUUCAGCUGUUGCCAUAGGAGAACCCUUUUUUGGUUCCAGGUAGAACCCUCUGUGGAAUGAGUUCAUCAUGGAACCCAAAAGAGUUCUACCUGGAAUCAAAAAGGGUUCUUCAAAGGGUUCUCUUAUGUGGACAGCCGAAAAACCCUUUUAGGUUCUCGAUAGCACCUUUUUUUUCUAAGAGUGUGCCGAGCAUUCUUGUGUACUUUCCUGUUUCACACAUGCUUUUUCCUGUUUGAAAUGGCAUCUCUUAUUUUCCCUAAAAACCCACAUGUAGUGGUUUUAAAAGUCAGCAAAGUAAAUGUUUAGACUGAAUCAUUCUUGAAAUGUCCCUGUGCUGCAAUGAACAAUAUGUAUUUUUGUAACAAGAACUUGUAGAUAUUUUCUUUAAAAAUGAAAUUGUAUGUUGUAUAUUUAACAAACUUAAAAUGCUGCUUAGAAUAAUCUAUUCUAUUUUUCAAUGUCAAUGUGCCUGAUAAGCAUUCCUAGAGAGAUUAGAACUGUACAUAUGCAAGAGCUGCUCUAUAUGUGACAUGACAAAAAUACCAAAAUACAGAACUCAUUG